Messenger RNA from Suillus plorans, 357 nucleotides. RefSeq lists its product as uncharacterized. The annotation marks the transcript as partial. Lineage: Eukaryota; Fungi; Basidiomycota; Agaricomycetes; Boletales; Suillaceae. The transcript is spliced from 3 exons. The record is from RefSeq and is a predicted model, not a curated record.
CUUACCAUCCAACUCACGCCUUCAUUGGUGAAAAUGAUAACGAGGCGCACGUCCCAUGUGCGCAGGGAGCUCAAAACAAAGAUGCAUGCUCUCACAGCAUCAUUUUUUGGCUUCUGGGCCAGCCGUUCAAUGGUGGCUAUUAAGGCAAACCAUGACUUGGCCGAGUCAUUGAAGGAAGGGAAUUCAUUUGUUUUUAAGGAUUGGGAGUUGAAAUCCAGCAUAUACAAAACGGAAUUAAUCCAGAAAGCAAUUAAUGAUAUGUGGUUUGCAAAUCGCAGUGACGAAGGUAUACUCUAUGCUAAAUACUUCGAUCCUUUACCUGUGAAAGUGAUGGCGCUGGUACUCACAGUGGUGAGU